CUUCACACAGUCCACUGGCUCUGAAAAACACAAGAAUUAGAAACAUAUGAUAACGCCAGUGAGCAUCAGAAGCAAUGGUUUGAAAGUUACAACCUCAUUACCCUCAGAUAGAGGCUAUAUAACCUUAAACCCACAAACAGAAGGUUAGGGGGGGAUGACAUGUUCUGCUUUCUCGUGUGCACUGAAGCGUGCUUUUCAAGGUAAAUAUUCUUUCCCCAACAUGAAAUAGGUCUUUUUUGUUUGCCUAGAGGUAAAGAGGCGGAAAAGUGAGGAGGAUCUGAACUGGUUUCCAUGUCAAACACUUCAAUUCACCAUAGAAACGCAGAUCUUAACGCGGAAACUUUAUUAAACUGUGAUGGUGGAUUGAUAAGGGCCAAAUUUCUAUCGGCCCCUUUUUUUAUUGUGGGCACCAGGCGGGCUGACAGAGGUAAAUUGCUCUUUUAAUUAAAGCAAUGCACUAGGGGAAAUUGCUGUCUGAAUAUUGUCUCAGAGAUGGGGGCCAGUGACAGUUGCCUGGAAACUUCAAUCUGUCCACCCGCAUUUAUUCCAGAUCACAGUUAUGAGAUAAAGUUUAAUAAAAAUCUUUUCCUCCGCCACCAACGAAAUGAAAUCCAACCCAUUCUGAACAAGCGAACACAAUGAGACAGGACUGCGGAGGAAACCUCAUGUUCAACAUGUAUCUCUCAGAUCCGACAGAAAAUCUGUCGAAGGAAAGCAAAGGGACAUCUUGGGGUCCAAUAAACACAGGAGUGCAAAAAGGCAGCGGGCAGAUCCAGCUGUGGCAGUUCCUGCUGGAGCUGCUCUCUGACAGCACCAACAUGUCGUGCAUCGCCUGGGAGGGCACCAACGGCGAGUUCAAGCUCAUCGACCCGGACGAGGUGGCUCGGCGCUGGGGGGAGCGCAAAAGCAAACCCAACAUGAACUACGACAAGCUGAGCCGGGCUCUGCGCUACUAUUACGACAAAAACAUCAUGACCAAAGUCCACGGCAAGCGCUACGCCUACAAGUUUGAUUUCCACGGCUUGGCGCAGGUGUGCCAGCCGUCCACCACGGAGCAGGCCAUCUACAAGUUUCAGGGGAACUUCUCCCCGAUUCCCUUCACCGGGCUUUCCAAACUGAACCUUGUGGCUCCCGGCGUGGGGCCGUCGGGUUUCUCCUACUGGCCUGGUUCCCCUCCGGCGGCUCUGUAUCACAGCCACAGCCUGCAGCCGCCGGGGCCCUUCGGCACCGUGUCUCCGUCCCACAUCAGCUGCGUCAACAACAUCAAUAGCCUGACCAACAUCAAUAAUCAUUACAACUGACUCUUAAUGCAUCUUUUAGGCCAACUGGAGAUAUAUAGUCACCGCAGGUAAUACAGCAACGAACGAAGAGAGGUGACAAAGAGCACCGACAGCUCGGUUUUGGUAAUUUCCAGGUGAAUAUAUGCUAUAAUAUUGAUUUGGUUAGAAAAUAUGUUUUUAGAUAUUGACACGUAACGAUUGUUUCAACAGCAUAGGCUACAUUUCAUCGUGUGAAUAUGGAGCUGCAGUCAUGCUGCUGAAACCACGGCUGUAUGUAAGCAAGACGUCUAAAAACGUGUAGCCUACAUAAACAAACAUCAUUUAGUCCUUUUAACCUUUAAACCAAGACAUAUUUCACGAGCGAGUUAUUUGGCCUAAAUCAACCAAUGGCCGCCUAUAAAAUUACGCACAGUGAUUUGAACUUUUACGCGCGGUAUUUCAAUAAUAUUUAGAUAACUAAUAAGGCAAAUAGGCUACCCCAAAUAUGAAAUGUCCUAAUUUCAGCAACGAUCUGUGACAUUAAACCGGAAAUCAACAAUUUCUGUGUGGGGAGGGAGGUUUUCGAAAUGAACAAUGUAUA
Messenger RNA from Sander lucioperca (pikeperch), 1860 nucleotides. It is a transcript of the gene fev, whose product is annotated as FEV transcription factor, ETS family member. Gene Ontology annotation, biological process: cell differentiation; regulation of transcription by RNA polymerase II. The record is from RefSeq and is a predicted model, not a curated record. Gene Ontology annotation, cellular component: nucleus. Gene Ontology annotation, molecular function: sequence-specific DNA binding; DNA-binding transcription factor activity, RNA polymerase II-specific. NCBI's taxonomy places the organism in Eukaryota, Metazoa, Chordata, Actinopteri, Perciformes, Percidae. The transcript is spliced from 3 exons. Bases 639 to 1301 code for a protein of 220 amino acids.